UGAUGGUCUAGUGCAAGACACGAAAUUGCUUCUGCUUCUAUAUUCUCUCUGCUGGCUGCUUUGCAGGUCUUAUUCACUAGCUUUCCAACGGAAGAAAGUGAGUUGAUUCCUGGGGUCGAGUCAUUUUUCCAAGAAGCUAAUUCCAUGAUGCUCAAAGAUCUAAUGGAAGAAAAGCAGUUAAAUUUGAAUCAGCCACUUUUAUCAGUGAGGAGGUUCUCAUCAACAUUGGCCUCUGAAACAGACCACAAAAGCAAAAGUCAGAACUCAUUAGCCAGACUUCCACUUCCUCCUGCUUACAAAUCAGAGUUAAAUUCAGUUCCAGAGAGGAAUGCUGGAAAUGUUCCUUUUGUAUGGGAGAAGGCACCAGGAAGACCAAAAGAUGAAAGCAAAUUACAGACACAAGAUUUUGAGAAGCCUCCCUUCACUUCAAACUUUCCACCUGGGAGGGUAUCAAAAACUAAGCAACAAUCACUUGCUGAGAUGAGAACUGGAAGCACACUUUCCAACUCUCAAAGUGUUGCAUCCUUGGACAAAAAAGCAACAAAACAUUCAAAAGGGGAAACUAGGGAGAAGGAAAGUUCUGGGUCAGAUGAUGGAGAUGAGGCCUAUGAAGAUGCUCGUGACUCACUUUCUAGGACUGAAUCAUUCUUCAUGAGCUGUAGUGUGAGUGGCUUGAGUGGAUGGGAUGAACAAGAGGUCCAACCAUUUGGAAGUUUCUCAAGUGAUCACCAGCAAGGUCGCAAUUUCAUGAUUGAUAGGUUCUUGCUUGCAGCAAAGGCAAUGACAUCAGAAACUCCUCAAUAUGCUUCCAAGAAAGCACAUAUUGGACAAGAACAACAAAAGCAGAAAAAGAAAGAAGUGAAUACAGAAAGUCCAUGUCCCAUUAACCAGCAUAGGCCAAAAGCUUUGCCACAUUACACUCAAGAUAUUGAUGGGGAAGAAAGUGAUGAUUGCAGUGAAUAUGAAAACUACACAACUACAACUUGUGGCCUAUUUCCUCGGUUCUGCCUUUUGAAUCCAAUGCCUGGAUUAAGAAUGGUGGAUAGGGUUCCAAGAAAUGCAGCUCAUGGAAUGCAAGCUAAAUCAGCUGCUUCUCACAUUGGAUCUUCAAAAGAGCAAGGUAGAACUCCUUAUGGGAAAAAGUUAAGGGAUUCCCAGUCUGGAUUUACAGAAGAAAAAGAGAUUUUGGAUAUUCUUGUAAAAUCUAAGCAUGGCAUUGACCCAUAUCAAAGAGGUUGCACUCAACAUGAUUCAAGUUAUGAAAGCCAUGUACAUGAGAAAACUCUAUAUGUUGAUUCUGUACACAAGGUUAAGUCUCAAACCAAUAACAUAGGGGGUGAUUUUGAGACUUCAAUAAGAGAUAGUGGCAUUUAUAACAAUUCUUCAAUAGAUUCAAGUCCUAAAGUGAUUAAAUCUAAGAAGAUAAAUUCAGAAAGUCAAGUAUAUGGCAGGGACAAAAAUUCUGAUAUCCUAACUCAGAAUUCAGAACUUGAUUUGAAGAGACAACUAGCUGCCAAAUGGGUUGAUGAAGAAUGCACUUUGGCUAGCUCAAAGGUGAGAUAUAAUGGGAAGAAUGACUUAGAAAGCCAAUGUCUUACAAAGUUAGGCCAUCAAGAAAUAUCUGGUGCAAGCUGUUUUGGACUUCCUCUUGCCCUUCCUGCACUAAAAGCUCCAUCAGAGUCUUGGCUUAAGCGCACUUUACCUACCAUUUGCAAAAGAAACAUGACUUCACAGUCCAACCUUACUGCAAACACUAAAACUCCCAAGACAACACCAUUGCAUCCUAAGUGGGAAACAAAUUGUUAAAUCUUCUAAUGCAUAUCAUGGACAUCUGCAGCUCCCUGAGGAUCUACAAACACCUCCCAUUUCAGAAGCUUGAGCUUUAUGGAGAGAAGGGCCUUUGAUAAUUGACAUGUAUACAACAAUUUUGAUGUAAUUUUUGCAUCAGUAUUAUGUGUUUCUAUCCUUCUGCAUGGCUGGUUCCCUUGUGCUUCUAUAUGGCAGAGCUGUAUAUAACUGGCACUGUAAAUCACUAUUGCCUUUUGCAUCUUGUGAAUAUAAAUAUGUCGUUUCAAUAAAAAGUUGCAUCUGUAAUUUGCAUCAAUUUUUAAUGCAAU
This is a messenger RNA of Glycine soja, 2117 nucleotides long. RefSeq lists its product as uncharacterized. Lineage: Eukaryota; Viridiplantae; Streptophyta; Magnoliopsida; Fabales; Fabaceae. The transcript has 4 exons. The record is from RefSeq and is a predicted model, not a curated record. Bases 145 to 1806 code for a protein of 553 amino acids.